This is a messenger RNA of Crotalus tigris (Tiger rattlesnake), 2281 nucleotides long. RefSeq names its product CMRF35-like molecule 7. Gene Ontology annotation, cellular component: plasma membrane. Bases 100 to 708 code for a protein of 202 amino acids. NCBI's taxonomy places the organism in Eukaryota, Metazoa, Chordata, Lepidosauria, Squamata, Viperidae. Gene Ontology annotation, molecular function: transmembrane signaling receptor activity. The transcript is spliced from 5 exons. The record is from RefSeq and is a predicted model, not a curated record.
CAAAAACAAAAAAAAGAACUCCAAGUCUGUGAUUUGAGAUGAAAGUGAAAGAAGAUUCUGGAAACAACUUAAAGAAGCUGCUUACUUAAACAAAGAACAAUGAAACUUUUCUAUGGCUUGAUUUGGACUUUAUUCCAUGUUUGCUGGAUGCUGGAGCAUCCUAAAUUAGUGAUUUCACCCCGUGGUGGCUCAGCGACUAUCCACUGCAAAUAUAGAAGAGGUGAUGAAGAAGCUGUCAAGUACUGGUGCAAAGAAGAAAGAUUUAGAUUCUGUUCUCGCAACCGCACCAUCCGAACCACAGGAUCAGAGGAAGAGGUGAAGCAGAAUGGAAUGUCCAUCAAAGACAACCGUGUACUUCGUGAAUUCAGUGUGGUCAUGGAGAACCUCACUCACAACGAUGCUGGGGCUUACCUGUGUGGCGUGGAGAGAAAAUAUGAUAUCUGGCAGCCGGUGGAACUAAUCAUUACCGCAGAUGAUGUUUCCACACCUACAUCUAGAAAUAAAGAAUGUAAAACAGUAGAGCCAAGUGAAUCUCCAUUAUCUCCUGAAAGAAACCAACCCAGAAGCCUUGAUUUUCAAAUCCUGCUCAUCUUGAAAAUACCCAUCUUUCUAACUAUGCUGGCUGCUAUAGUUUGGGUGCACAUAUGGUACAGGAGAGAAAAACACUCCGGUGUCCAGAUUUCAGAAACAGAAGGAGCAAAAGGAUAACGAAUGACUUCAUUUCAUUCAAUUUCCAUCAUUAACUUCCAGAUUUUUCAGUAGCUGUCUCUUUCUCAUCUUGGAGAAGUCCAAGAACCUGACUUGCUGAUUUCACCCCAAGAACUUUCAUAAAUGCUCUAAUAAUGAUGGCUGUGACCAGACUCUACCCAACUAACUUACGAAAGAAGAGGAAAAGCUUUGGUUAAUUUCAGUGCUUCUUUUCAAAAAAAAAAAAAAAAAAGGUGCCGAAACUCACUCACGUCAUACAACCUGCCUUGCCUACCCUACAAGGUUCCAUCCAAAAAAGGUGCUGGAACUCUGUACUGGGCGUUCUAUGAGAAAAAAAAGCCCUGGUUAAUUUACAUCAUUCAAUGGUAAAUCAGCAACAUUAAUCAGGGAAAAUACAUAGCUGAGGUUGGAACCUUCCUCCUUUGCUCAUGGACUCUUUUACCCUUGCUUAUUGCCCUCUUUCAUCUCCUGAACAUAUUUUACAUGGUCUGUAGCUCAAACGUGCUUUGUCAAAAGGCAACUGGACUAUGUAUUUUCCCUUGAGGUAGUCGUUUCACUUCUCAUCCAAGAAGCUUCAUCAGUUCUGAGUGGAUGGUGGGGGAGAGGGGGGGAAUGGGAGGAUUCUCAGAACUAACCUUUCUGAGAACUAACUCUUCCAUUCCCCCCACCCAUCCAGCCAGAACUCUUGGAUGAAAAGUGUUGAGUCCUCAGCUUAAUGGCAAUAAAUCACAGAGCAUCUCGUAGUGUUAAGAAGCCUUUAUUGUUGUUUCUUCAGCUCCGUUUCAGCUCUGAGGCACGCAAGCCUCUCUGCCUCUCUUAAGAACUCUUCCCCGGACCAAAUGGCAACAUUUGGCGUGCUCUGCUCCUUGCGCAUGCUCGCAAAGCCGGCGCCAGCCAGUCUGGUCCCGGGCAGCUUGCAAUUGCCCGGGACCGUUGCAACGUCCCGAGCCUGCCUUUGCAGGCUCAGGACACAACAAGAAGCAAAAUGUCUCCCUCUUCCUCAAGGGAAAAAGAAAAACAUAGGGCAAUUGCUUUUAUAAAGGCACCUUUGAGACAACCAUGACCCGGAUCACUGAGAAUCUCCAUAGAGAUGGUCUGUAGCUGCCUUCUCAGCAUUUGAACUACAAUUCCCAGCAUCCAUCUCCAUCCUUUAGCACGUUUAUAUACUUAAGUAAAUGUAUUACAUUUUCAACCUCCAAGGUCUUUCAGCAAUAUUUAUUAGGACAGAUGAACUCUUAAGUCUAUUCUCAAUAGCCGCAAAUGUUGAAAAUGGCUGGAUUUUCUUUCUGAUUUAAUGUAGGAGAGAAAAACAAUUUAGAGUCCACAGAGCCAUCCAGGCAAGGGAGAGGAGAGCCAUGUUAGUCCAUGGUAGCCCAAAAUCUGAUAACUAUUAUAUACGUUUUUGUGAACUACAGCUGCCUGAUGAGCUACAGCAGAUGAAAUGAGCUAUGCCUCACCAAAGCUUGUGGCCCUUAAUAAAAUAUGUUUGCCUAUGAGGGUCCUGACAGGGUCAUCUAGUGAUUUAAAAAAAUCACAUAUCUGCAUUUGUAAAUAAAUUUGGCUUUGCUGGGUU